CCCAGCGAGCGGCGGCGGCGGGCGGCAGGUACGUGCGCGCGCCCCCCUGCGAGGCGGGUGGCGGCUGCUCGAGGUGAGCGCGCUCUUAAAGGGCCCGCGACGGCCGCCCACCCCGCCGGUAGCGCGGUCGGCGCGGCCUGCGCACGGGAGAUGGCCGGGCCCAGCGAUGGCGAGGGGCCCGCGGGGGUCCGACGUGCGGCCGGCAGGGAGUGAUGGCUCCUGGUCGUUGCCCCGGCGGGAGGAUGGCGGCAGGGAGAGCGCAGAGCGUCUGCAUGGUGUCGGACUUCUUCUACCCCAACAUGGGCGGCGUGGAGAGCCACAUCUACCAGCUGUCACAGUGCCUCAUCGAGCGCGGCCACAAGGUGCUGGUGGUCACCCACGCCUACGGCGGCCGUAAAGGCAUCCGCUACCUGACCAACGGGCUGAAGGUGUACUACCUGCCCCUCAGGGUGAUGUACAACCAGUCCACCGCCACCACGCUCUUCCACAGCCUGCCUCUGCUCAGGUACAUCUUCGUGCGGGAGCGAGUCACCAUCGUCCAUGCCCACAGCUCCUUCUCGGCCAUGGCGCAUGAUGCGCUCUUCCAUGCCAAGACCAUGGGGCUGCGCACGGUGUUCACGGACCACUCGCUCUUUGGCUUUGCGGAUGUCAGCUCUGUGCUCACCAACAAACUCCUGACCGUGUCCCUGUGCGAUACGAACCACAUCAUCUGCGUCUCUUACACCAGUAAGGAGAACACGGUGCUGCGAGCGGCGUUGGACCCCCGCAUCGUCUCCGUCAUCCCCAAUGCUGUGGAUCCCACCGACUUCACCCCAGACCCGUCUAGGAGAGAUGACAGCACUGUAACGAUCGUGGUGGUCAGCAGGCUUGUUUACAGAAAAGGUAUAGAUUUGCUUAGUGGUAUAAUUCCUGAGCUCUGUCAGAAGUAUCCAGAGUUACAUUUCCUAGUUGGAGGAGAAGGACCAAAACGAAUUGUACUCGAAGAAGUGCGGGAAAGAUACCAGCUACAUGACAGGGUACGUCUCCUAGGAGCCUUGGAACACCAGGAUGUUCGAGAUGUUCUAGUCCAGGGUCACAUUUUUCUCAACACUUCCCUCACUGAAGCCUUCUGUAUGGCAAUUGUGGAAGCAGCAAGCUGUGGUUUACAGGUUGUGAGUACAAGAGUUGGUGGGAUUCCUGAGGUGCUUCCAGAAGAUCUCAUUAUUUUAUGUGAACCUUCCGUGAAGUCUUUGUGUGAUGGACUAGAAAAGGCAAUUGCCCAGCUCAGAUCAGGAAAACUGCCAUCUCCAGAAAGUGUUCAUAACAAAGUGAAGACAUUUUAUACGUGGAGGAAUGUAGCAGAGAGAACUGAAAAAGUGUAUGAGAGGGUUGCAGAUGAAGUGGUUUUACCAAUGGAUGAGAGACUUGACAGACUCAUGUCUCACUGUGGCCCAGUGACUGGGUAUAUUUUUGCUCUUUUUGCUGUUCUGAACUUCCUUUUCUUGUUGUUUCUGAGGUGGAUAACUCCAGAUUCCAUUAUUGAUGUUGCAAUGGAUGCCACAGGUCCUAAUGGUGCAUGGACUAAACAGUAUUUUGGGGGGAAAAGAGGAAGAGUUAAAGAAGAACCUCCAAGCUCCAAAAGUGCUCAGAUGGAAAUUAAAAAUGCACCAGUCCCUAGAGGUUUUAAGGCUUGCUGAUAGAUAUUACUACUUAAGUUCUUCAGUUUCUUUCUGGAGUUCUUUGAAAGAAACUUGAUUAAAAUGUACUACCUCAAUUUAGGAUUAUGUUCUAAUUUAGUUUUGAGUUCUUGAAAGUAUACGAACAUCACUUUUGCACUUAAAGCUGAGGGAGAACAUGGAUUUUUUAUGUGUCAAGAGCCUUUGAGACAAAAAAUAUUUUUUUUCUCUGUAAAUUGAAUAUUACAGACUGAGUAUAAGCUUUUGUGGUAUUUUGAGAAGCAAAACAGAAAAAUUAUUAGUUUACUGUAAUCUAUAUAAAUUCCUUAUAAUUACUGCGAUUUUUUGAGACCUAUCUAAACAAAACAUACCUUUUCUUUCCUAAGAUGAAAAUGGCACUUGAAAACACUCCUAAAUUCUUUAUUAUUCUCAAAUUCUGUAUUACUUUGAAUUCAUUAUUAUCAUAGAAAUUUCAGAGACUUAGUUCUAUCAGUUGUGUCCCAGUGAUAGUGUUUUGCCUGCACAGCCUUAUAAUUUUGAAUUCCUUUAUGAAAUUAGAAAAUCAGAUUAUCCUGUUAUUAAAACUCCAUAAUGAGUUUUUGAUAUUUUCAGAAUGGCUGAAUUUGUCCUCCUAACAUACACAUAAGAAAGAGAGGCAAAACUUAAGACUUUUUUUUUUUAAUUAUUUUUUCCUUAAAAUACAUAGGUGGCUUUUUAAAAAAUAGAAAGGUGAGGGGAUGAUAUUGUUUAGCCAUUAGCAUAAUAUAGUAUAGCCUUCAGAACCAGCUCAGGCCUGAAAACACCUCCAGCAGACUAUGCCAAAGCAUAAAGUAAUGUGUGUGUGUGUGUGUGUGUGUUUAUAUGUGUGAAUGACAGAGAGAAAUCUGUGAGAGCUUAACAAGCCUUAACAAGCACCAUCCUACUCUUAUUUGUUAUUAUUUUUUUCCAUUUGCCAUUCUUCUGCUUUUUAUGUAAAUGGCAUUACAGUCCAUCUCUGGGAGGGACAGUGUUAGCAUGUGUGAUUUCACUGAGACCACACCAGAAGCACUGUCAGACAGGUUCUGCAAGUUAACUUUAGAGAAGGCACCCCUUCAAUGGGAGUAACCAAUAGAUAAGCUUUUCUUGAAGGGAAAAAAAAGUUCCUUGCACCUGUUAGCUGUAAGUUAUUUGUAAUAGGAACAGCAGAACAUGCAGAUGUGAGAGGAGGCAAACCUCUCACUGAUGUCAGACAACCAUCAGACUACCCCCUGCCUAAUGCACCAGCCUGAUUUCUUUUUCAACUGAAAAAAUGAUGAUUUUUUUUGACCCUCAGUAUUAUGUAGUUGGACACUGUUUUAGUGUUAAAACUGUGCAAUAUGAAAAUACUGUUUUCAAACCCUUGAAGGGUAGUAUUUGAAACACAGCUUUUGUCAGUGUCAUCUUGUCAGUUAGGGUACAUUAUUGCUAGAGAAACAUUUGAUAAUUUAAUUGACCGUAUAUUCACGAAACUUGGAAAUAUUAUGUGAAAUACAUGCUACUUACAAAGUAUUUUCUUUUAAUAGCAUUUUUUAGCUUUUGAUACAUAAUGUAAAAUAUGCAUUGUCUUACAACUUGAAUCUUUCUCUAUGUUAACAGUGGAGUUCAGCUAAAAUGGUGCCACAUGUUAUGGUAAAUGGGUGGAGAUAAGGUAAUGUUUUACUUACAAAAGUUACUUACUUUUUUAAAUAACAACAUUCUAGUUUAUAGCAGCUCUUUAAAAAAAAUACUGAUUAUAAUUCCAGGAAGAUGUUAUGCAAUUUUUUAAAUAAUUUAUUGAUUCCGGUUUAUUUCUUUUGGUUUCCCACAACAGCUACAAAAACAGACGUAAUUUUCAGUAGGAUUAUGAUAAUCUAUUAAAAAAAAAAUCUAUUUUUUCUUUUGUGGAACAUUGUGUACUUACAACAAAAUGGUUCAUCUAAAUGUUUAUUUCAUUUUCAAUAAAGAAUGGGUAUUUUUCAUUAGUAUGUGGAAAUAUACAAUUAGAAAGUAUAGGAAUAUACUGCAUACUGCUGCUUGUCAUCAUUUGUGGUUGGGCUUACAGUGAUGACUUAGUGAUGACUAAAAACACUUUGCAUAAGCGAAAAUAUUUAAGCCAUAACUGGUUUUACUACACAUAUACUGUUUCCCAAUGCAUGUAACUCUUUGAUUCACUUACCUAUCUUGUGCAAUAGAGCAAGGGGUGAUGUCACCAUCACUCAACCAUUUACAGUUUUGUAAAGCAGCAGUGAGUGAAAUGGAAAACUUUGUUUGAAGGGAGCACAAUAAUGAGAAGUUGAGCAGAGGUGUUGUUUUAUUCAUUUCCAAACACAUAUUCCUAAAAUACAAUUUAAUAAAACCGAAAUGUUUCCGUUAUGGUUGUGGGUGACAUUUGAGUAUUGUGAAAUACUGAGAAAAUGUUACCAACCAGGGAGUGAUACUGAGUAACAUCUUGCAUCAAGCAAAGCCUCCUGUGUGGAGGAGGAGGGAAUGCACCAAACCCUUCUGUAUAGAAGCUUAAUUGCCCCCCUUCAUAGAAGGGACUACCCAAGUGCACCCAGAAGUGUUUUGAACUACUUCAUUUUAGCGGUGAAAAUUUUGCAUCGAUCCAUAUUAAAAUUCUAUCACACAGAUACAAGGAGAAGUUGUGUUUCCAGUACACUAUUUGCAGACACUGUGAAGUAUAGACUGCAUGCUGGUAGUUGAAAAUUGUGUUAAACCAGAGCAAGUAUAAAGUGAAGUGUGAAUGUAAGAUUUGCCUUUUAGACUGUGUUUUAGAGGAUAUGGGUAGAUCUGUAAGAAGCUGGCUGCACUGUAAUGAACUUACUUUUUUGUGAUCUAGCUUUUCUUCAUCUUUAACAAAUAAACUUAUUUUUUCUCCUUUUGAUAUUUAUGUUGUUUUGCUAGUCCUUUUAUUCAUAUGUACUUAGGCUCAUUUAUUGUAAAAUUUCAGUUACAUAAAAACUCACUGUAAACAAACAUAAGAACAACCCAUCCUGAAAGUAUUUCACAAAUGUUUUUUUAAAGAUCAAUUUAACAUAUUUUUAAUAUAUUGCUUGACUUACUAUCAUUAAACUACUCUUGUCAUAUUUGCUCUGUAUUUUUCAUGACACCCAGAAGUACAUUGACUUCUAUAGUUUUUCUAAUUAUUCUCACACUGAUGCAGUCACUUGGAUGAAAGGGAUAUACUUUUUGU
Molecule: messenger RNA, 4845 nt
Organism: Lagopus muta (rock ptarmigan)
Lineage: Eukaryota; Metazoa; Chordata; Aves; Galliformes; Phasianidae
Gene: PIGA
Product: phosphatidylinositol glycan anchor biosynthesis class A
Exons: 5
Coding region: 213-1676 (487 amino acids)
Biological process (GO): GPI anchor biosynthetic process
Cellular component (GO): glycosylphosphatidylinositol-N-acetylglucosaminyltransferase (GPI-GnT) complex
Molecular function (GO): phosphatidylinositol N-acetylglucosaminyltransferase activity
Source: RefSeq, a predicted model, not a curated record